AUGUCAUCAUAAGGCAACAACACAUGGCUUCUACAGAGAGUGACAUCCGGAUUCGGGGAGAUGAUAACCUCCAGUCAAUGUUGCUGGGGUCGAUGAUGCGGAAAAUCAAAUCUCGCACCUGGAAAAAACAGCGGUACUUCAAGCUGCAGGAUGACUGCAUGACCAUCUGGUAUCAGUCUAAAAAGGCUGGGAAUGACCACUGCACGUUUUCUGUGAGCGACGUGGAGGCAGUGAGAGAGGGCCACCAGAGUGAGGUGCUGCUCAGYAUCGCCAACGAGUUCCCAGCUGACAGGUGCUUCACGUUGGUGUUCCGAGGUCGGCGGAGCAACCUGGACCUGGUGGCUGAAUCAGCCGAGGAGGCCCAAUCCUGGAUCAAGGGCAUGAGGAAACUGAUUGAAAAUUUGGAAAACAUGGGAGACAGGGAAAAACUGGACCAAUGGAUCAGUGAUUGGUUCAAGAAAGCAGACAAGAACAACGACGGCAGGAUGAACUUCAAGGAAGUGCGAGACCUGUUGAAAAUGAUGAACGUUGAUAUGAAUGAAGACCAUGCUCUUCAUCUGUUCACAAUGGCAGAUAAAUCCCAAACUGGCUCCCUGGAAGAUGAUGAAUUUGUGUUGUUCUACAAGAUGYUGACUGAGCGGGAAGAUAUAUCACAAGUUUUCCAGGAGUACUCGACGGAUGGUCAGAAGUUGUCACAGAGUGACCUGGAGGAAUUCCUGAGAGAAGAGCAACUGGAGACAGGCAACAUCCAGGAACACGCCAUGCAGCUCAUUGAGUGCUAUGAACCCUCAGACACAGCCAAGCUCAUGAAGGUCAUGACCUUUGACGGCUUCUUGAUAUAUCUGGGCUCAUCGGAUGGCUCUGUCUUCAACCCACAGCGGAGAGGCAUCUUCCAGGACAUGAGCCAGCCCCUGUGCCAUUACUUCAUCUCCUCCUCCCACAACACGUAUCUCAUGGAGGACCAACUCAGGGGACAGAGCAGCGUGGAGGGAUACAUCAGGGCUCUGAGUCGUGGCUGCCGAUGUGUUGAAGUGGACUGCUGGGACGGUGCCAACGGAGAGCCCAUCGUCUACCACGGACACACUUUCACCUCAAAGAUACUCUUUAAGGAUGUGGUCACAGCGGUGGGAAAUUAUGCUUUUAAGGUAUCGGAAUAUCCAGUCAUCAUGUCCAUUGAGAACCACUGUGGCAUUGAGCAACAAAGAGUCAUGGCCCAACACCUUAACCAUAUCCUUGGUGAUAAGUUGCUCAAAAACACACUGAAUGACAGGGCUCCAAUCGAGUUGCCAUCUCCCCAGGAUCUUAAAGGAAAGAUUCUUCUGAAGGCCAAAAAAAUUGGUGGUCUGGAGGAGAAUUGUAAUGGGAUGGUGGGAGACUCUCUGACUGGGGAGGUCAGCGAAGAAGACGAGGCGGCCGAUAUAGAUGAAGAUAACCAACGUCGUGAGAGCAUCCGUUACAGGGGGAAGAGGUCAAAACAGCGCUUGUCGAAGGAGCUGUCAGAUUGUGUGGUUUACUGCAGGAGUGUCCACUUCAGGAGCUUCAAACACUCCCGCAUCCACUCCAAGUUCUACGAAGUGUCUUCUUUCACRGAGUCCAAAGCCCGCAAGCACUUACGAGAAGCUGGAGYGGAGUUCGUGCAUCAUAACUCACAGCAGCUGACCCGGGUUUAUCCCACUGGAUUCCGCACUGACUCUUCAAAUUUUAAUCCUCAGGAAAUGUGGAAUGCUGGAUGCCAAAUUGUUGCUCUGAACUUCCAGACAGCUGGUGAGGGUAUGGAUUUAAACGACGGGUUGUUCAGUCAGAAUGGUGGAUGUGGCUACGUCCUGAAGCCUGGCUUUAUGAGGGACACAGAGAAAAGGUUUGACCCUGAUGUACCCCAACAGCGAGAUGACUACCAACCUGUUGUCCUCACCGUCCAGGUGAUCAGUGGCCAGCAGCUGCCCAAAGUCAACAUCAAAAAAGACUCGAUUGUGGACCCCCUGGUUCGAGUGGAGAUCCACGGAGUUCCAAUGGACCAGGCUAAGCAGGAGACCAGAUACAUUGAUAACAAUGGCUUUAACCCUGUCUGGUAUGACACACUGCGCUUCACAAUUCACACCCCUGAACUGGCGAUUGUGCGCUUUGUAGUGGAAGAUUAUGACAAGACAUCAAAGAAUGACUUUGUGGGGCAGUACACACUCCCUCUCAGCUGUAUGCAGCAAGGUUAUCGUCACAUCCACCUUUUAUCUAAAGAUGGGACCAGUAUUUCUCCUUCGUCGUUGUUCGUUCAUGUCAGGAUCACAAACCUGGAAUAAAUUUGUACUCCUGUAAAGGACAGGACACCACAAAGUCCAGUUCACAGAAUAGAAUUAAAAAUUAUACUUACUUGAUGUAAAUAACAACUGCGCCAAAYGUUUAGCUGCAUUCUCUGUCUUGUUCAGUGUGUCUAGUUGGUGUGGCUUGACAUCAAAGUAACCCCUCAUU
This is a messenger RNA of Austrofundulus limnaeus, 2463 nucleotides long. It is a transcript of the gene plcd4a, whose product is annotated as phospholipase C, delta 4a. Gene Ontology annotation, molecular function: phosphatidylinositol-4,5-bisphosphate phospholipase C activity; calcium ion binding. Gene Ontology annotation, biological process: lipid metabolic process; intracellular signal transduction. NCBI's taxonomy places the organism in Eukaryota, Metazoa, Chordata, Actinopteri, Cyprinodontiformes, Rivulidae. Gene Ontology annotation, cellular component: plasma membrane. The record is from RefSeq and is a predicted model, not a curated record.